Messenger RNA from Strongyloides ratti, 1446 nucleotides. RefSeq names its product RH69304p. Gene Ontology annotation, biological process: positive regulation of proteasomal ubiquitin-dependent protein catabolic process; protein phosphorylation; regulation of MAP kinase activity. Lineage: Eukaryota; Metazoa; Nematoda; Chromadorea; Rhabditida; Strongyloididae. Gene Ontology annotation, molecular function: ATP binding; protein kinase activity; mitogen-activated protein kinase kinase binding. The coding region runs from base 1 to 1446 and encodes 481 amino acids. The transcript has 2 exons. The record is from RefSeq and is a predicted model, not a curated record. Gene Ontology annotation, cellular component: nucleus.
AUGAAUGACGGGAUUCCUUAUGGAGUUUCCCGUAAUCAAAAUAGUGUUUACACAGAUUAUGAAAAUUUAAAUUCAAAUAGUGGUGUCUCAAAUCAAGAAGGGAUAAUUUAUACAAAUCAGUUUAUCCGUCCUGAUAGUAUAGAUUCUUUACAAGAUGUUGGUGAAGUUAAUAAUUCUAACAAUGCACUUAAUAGUCCGUUAGGUUCUCAAACUAACCAUCAAAAUAAAGCUUCAAGUCCUACAUUUGGUCCAGAUGGCAAUUCAAUGGAUCUUACUUUUACAAGUCACCCAGUAAUUUCUCAUAGUCAUCGAAAAAGACAUUUUUCUUCUGAUAUAAAUUUGACAUCUGAUAUAACUUAUAGUAAACCACAAAUUAAAGUUUCCAAGUUCUCGGAUCAUACUUUUAGGGAGACAGUUUUUAAAUCUGAUUUUUUAAACAGGUUUUUGAGAAAAAUGCCAGAUGAAAAGUUUAUCCAUCAUGUUUCGGAAGAAAAUGUUGAUGCAUAUAAAGACGCUGGUUAUGACAUUAGAAUAACUCAAAAGUCGGGGUCGUUCAAUGCUAGAAGUAUAAGAACAAACAAAAAUUACAAAGUAAUUCCACUUUCGGCUAAAGCUAUGAGUCAAUUUACUGCCGUUUCAACGAGAUUAAAUGAUGUGAAGUUUUCUGAUAAAUUUUCUCCUAGUGAGUAUGAAGAAAUGAAAGAAAUGAUAUUACCUGAAGGUACUAUAUUACUUGACUUGCCAUUUACUAGAUCGAAAUCAUUAUUAAUGCCGAUCAGUAAUAUUGAAGGUGAAAUAUCUCUAUAUGAGUAUAUUCAGGACAGACAAGCGACAUUAUCAGAGAGUGAUGUUCGACCAAUAUUUAAAAAUGUUUGUAAAUUAGUACAAUUUUGCCAUGAAAUAGGAAUAGUACUUCGUCAUAUGCAACUAAAAAAGUUUGAAUUCACAAAUGAUUGUUGUACCAAGAUUCGUCUUACAGAUCCACUAGAACUGUAUGUGUGCAAGGACUUUGAUGAUGAUUUUAUUGGUGAAAGGCAUGCUUGUCCUGCAUAUGUUGCUCCAGAAAUAUUUAGAAGAGAUAAAGAGUAUCGUGGAAAACAAGCUGAUAUGUGGUCUUUAGGAGUUCUUCUUUAUGUUAUGCUUACUUUUAGAUACCCUUUUUUUGAUAAGGACGUUAAGGGCAUUUUUUCAAAAAUCAUUGCGGGUAAAUAUUCUAUUCCCGGUAAUGUAAAAGUAUCUAGUUCCUCUUUUCAAAUAAUUACCACACUUUUGAGAAUGAAACCGGAGGAAAGGCUAACAAUUGAUGAGAUUUUACAGAGUAAAUGGUUGCGCAUAAAUUCUAAAUGUCUUCCUAAAACUCCUUGUUUAAUUUCGACUGACAUAACUUGUCCUCCUUUUGUUGAAGUAAAUGCUUCUUCAACAACAUCAUCAACUUCAACAUUGUAA